CGGCCCUGCUUCAUGCCUCCUCCUCCUCUGUCUCCACAGCCAAGGACUACGAGAACGCCAUCAAGUUCUACAGCCAGGCCAUCGAGCUGAGCCCCAGCAAUGCCAUCUACUAUGGCAACCGCAGCCUGGCCUACCUGCGCACCGAGUGCUAUGGCUACGCACUGGCUGACGCCACGCGGGCCAUCGAGAUGGACAAGAAGUACAUUAAGGGCUACUACCGCCGGGCUGCCAGCAACAUGGCACUGGGCAAGUUCCGAGCCGCCCUGCGCGACUACGAGACGGUGGUAAAGGUGAAGCCCCACGACAAAGAUGCCAAAAUGAAAUACCAGGAGUGCAACAAGAUCGUGAAGCAGAAGGCCUUCGAGCGGGCCAUCGCGGGCGACGAGCACAAGCGCUCCGUGGUGGACUCGCUGGACAUCGAGAGCAUGACUAUCGAGGAUGAGUACAGCGGGCCCAAGCUUGAGGACGGCAAGGUGACAAUCACCUUCAUGAAGGAGCUCAUGCAGUGGUACAAGGACCAGAAGAAAUUGCACCGGAAAUGCGCCUACCAGAUCCUGGUACAGGUCAAAGAGGUCCUUUCCAAGCUGAGCACGCUCGUGGAGACCACGCUUAAAGAGACAGAGAAGAUUACAGUGUGCGGGGACACCCAUGGCCAGUUCUAUGACCUCCUCAACAUAUUUGAACUCAACGGUUUACCCUCAGACACCAACCCCUAUGUAUCCUUCUCAGAAGAGCAAACCCCGCUCCCCCAGCCUGGAUGUGGGAGAGGAGCCCCAGCAGAGAAGCAGCCUGAGCGCUUACCCGGCCCCGGGAUGUGGGUGGACACGGCCAGGCCAGGCCCGCCUGCUGUGUGACAGGGCAGGUGGCGCAAUCUCGCUGGGCCCCAGCUUCUCUUUAUCUUGAAAUGGGGCAGCCACAAGAUCCGAUACAGCGUCUGGCACUGCCCACACCGGGUGCCCUCUUGGCUUUGCUACUUGGCAGCUGUGGGACCGUAGCCGUUAACUUCACCUGCCGGUGCCCAG
Messenger RNA from Myotis lucifugus (little brown bat), 1022 nucleotides. Its product is annotated as serine/threonine-protein phosphatase 5-like. The record is from RefSeq and is a predicted model, not a curated record. The annotation marks the transcript as partial. Gene Ontology annotation, cellular component: nucleus; cytosol. Lineage: Eukaryota; Metazoa; Chordata; Mammalia; Chiroptera; Vespertilionidae. The transcript has 5 exons. Gene Ontology annotation, molecular function: protein binding; protein serine/threonine phosphatase activity.